GAGAGUUUGCUCUGCUUUUUCUGCAAUUCAAGAUAAGAAGAAGAGAGUGUCUUUAUUCUCAAACACAAAGAAGAAAACAGUAACCAGCAACAACGAUGUCCACGCUUACCAUUCCUCCAGUUCUCUCCUCACCUCGUGACGAUGCUGUUCAGCUCUACCGUGCUUUUAAGGGUUUUGGUUGUGAUUCAGCAGCAGUAAUUAAUGUUCUUGCUCAUAGAGAUCAAACACAGCGUGCUCUUAUCCAACAAGAGUACAAAGCAAUGUAUUCUGAGGAACUUUCAAAACGCUUAACAUCAGAACUUAGUGGCAAAUUGGAGACUGCAGUUCUUCUCUGGAUGCAUGAUCCGGCUGGACGUGAUGCGCUGAUCGUCAAGCAGGCACUGAAUCCAGACAUACCUGAUCUGACAGCUGCUACUGAAGUUAUAUGUUCACGCACCCCAUCUCAGAUACAGCAUUUUAAACAUAUAUACUAUUCAAGAUUUGGAGUGUACCUUGAAAAUGAUAUUGAAAUUUACACUUCUGGGGAUCAUCAAAAACUCUUACUAGCAUAUGUGAGCACACAGCGAUACGAAGGACUGGAAGUUGAUAGAGAAAUGGCAAUGAAGGAUGCAAAGCAUUUGUACAAAGCAGGGGAGAAGAAAUUAGGAACUGAUGAGAAGACUUUCAUCCACAUAUUCAGUGAACGAAGCAGAUCGAAUUUGCAUGCUGUUGCUUCGGCUUAUCGUGACAUGUAUGGCUCACUUAAAAAGGCAAUAAAGAGUGAAACAUCUGGACAUUUUGAGCAAGGUCUUUUGACAAUACUCCGUUGCUCUGAGAAUCCUGCAAAGUAUUUUGCAAAGGUUUUGUACAAGGCAAUGAAAGGUCUGGGAACCAAUGACUCCACACUGAUUAGGGUAAUUGUGACUAGGACUGAAAUAGAUAUGCAGUACAUCAAGGCUGAAUAUCUCAAGAAGUACAGGAAGACAUUGAACGAUGCUGUUCAUUCUGAAACAUCAAGUCAUUACAGGACCUUUCUGCUCUCCCUUUUGGGUCCCAACCAUUAGCCAAACUAUAGGCUGGUUAGUUUGUGUGCAUGGGUGAAGAUCACUAAACUCUUUCAAGUUGUAGCUAAAAAUAGCACAGCUUUGAUUUACUAUUAUGUAAUGUUGUAUUAGCUUACAAAGCUUUGUGUUUGUUUGUUUAAGAACUUGUUAACCUGGUAGAAUGGACCAAUUCGCUCACUAGAACUGAAGUUUUGAAAUCUAAAUUUGAUUGGAAUCCAA
Messenger RNA from Humulus lupulus (European hop), 1262 nucleotides. Its product is annotated as annexin D5-like. Gene Ontology annotation, molecular function: calcium-dependent phospholipid binding; calcium ion binding. The transcript is spliced from 6 exons. The record is from RefSeq and is a predicted model, not a curated record. NCBI's taxonomy places the organism in Eukaryota, Viridiplantae, Streptophyta, Magnoliopsida, Rosales, Cannabaceae. The coding region runs from base 96 to 1043 and encodes 315 amino acids. Gene Ontology annotation, cellular component: cytoplasm.